AUGGCAGAACAUCUCGCGUCCAUCUUCGGCACGGAGAAGGACAGGGUGAACUGUCCCUUCUACUUCAAGAUCGGCGCGUGCCGCCACGGCGAUCGCUGCUCGCGUCUUCACAACAGGCCGACCAUCAGUCCGACUCUUCUCCUGGCCAACAUGUACCAGCGGCCCGACAUGGCGACACCGGGCGGCGAGCCGGACAAGACGAUGGAUCCGAAGAAGAUUCAGGAGCACUACGAGGACUUUUACGAGGAUCUGUUCGAGGAGCUCAGCAAGUACGGCGAGCUCAACAGCCUCAACAUCUGCGACAACCUCGCCGACCACAUGGUGGGCAACGUGUAUGUCAACUUCCGCGAGGAGGAGCAGGCUGCUACGGCUCUCAGAGCGCUCACUGGCCGCUUCUAUGCAGGGCGGCCUAUCCUGGUGGACUUCUCGCCCGUCACCGACUUCCGCGAGGCCACGUGUCGCCAGUACGAGGAGAACACGUGCAACCGUGGCGGCUAUUGCAACUUCAUGCAUCUGAAGAAGAUCAGCAGGGAGCUUCGACACAGGGGAGGGUACCAGGGGGGAGGCGGGGGUGGGUACGAUGGGUACAACGGCGGGUAUGGCGGAGGCGCGGGGGGUGGUGGCGGCGGCAGGGGAGGCUACGAUGCGUAUGGUGCUGGCGCUGGCGGCAGUGGUGGGUACCAGGACGGAGCUCCGCCGCGUGACUAUGGUGCGCCAGUGGACGCGCGGGGGGGAUACGGGCCUCCUGCAGGGGACUACAGGGGCGCGCCAGGGGGGUACGGCGGUUACCAGGGCGACGGCAGGGACGGAGGGUACGGCGCUGGUGGUGGUGGUGGUGCACCACUGGUGCUGCCACCACAGCAGGUGAAGCAUGAGCAGCGCGAGUAUGACGGGUAUGGAGCAGGAGGUGGCGGGGACAGGCGCGACUACCCUCCGCAGCAGUACUAA
Closterium sp. Naga37s-1 is the source of this 948-nucleotide messenger RNA. The record is from the annotation of a GenBank genome assembly. Lineage: Eukaryota; Viridiplantae; Streptophyta; Zygnematophyceae; Desmidiales; Closteriaceae.